Messenger RNA from Adelges cooleyi (spruce gall adelgid), 644 nucleotides. RefSeq names its product 40S ribosomal protein S13 (gene RpS13). NCBI's taxonomy places the organism in Eukaryota, Metazoa, Arthropoda, Insecta, Hemiptera, Adelgidae. Gene Ontology annotation, molecular function: structural constituent of ribosome; small ribosomal subunit rRNA binding. The record is from RefSeq and is a predicted model, not a curated record. Bases 122 to 577 code for a protein of 151 amino acids. The transcript is spliced from 4 exons. Gene Ontology annotation, biological process: translation. Gene Ontology annotation, cellular component: cytosolic small ribosomal subunit; nucleolus; ribosome.
AUUCUUUUUGGUUAUGUGAAGAUCACUUAACGUGUGUAAAUUUUUGUUCCGAAAUUUUAAUAAUUUCUCGGACGUUAAUUCGGUUUUUUUUUUGUAGGAAUUGUUAUAACCAAACGUCAAAAUGGGUCGGAUGCACACCCCAGGUAAAGGUAUUUCGAAAUCGGCAUUGCCGUACCGUCGCAGCAUAGCUACGUGGUUGAAAGCGUCAUCCGAAGAUGUCAAAGACCACAUCUUCAAGUUGGCCAAAAAAGGAUUGACUCCGUCCAAAAUCGGUGUUAUUCUCAGAGAUUCCCAUGGUGUGGCUCAAGUCAGGUUUGUGACUGGAAACAAAAUUCUUAGGAUCAUGAAAGCAAUGGGUUUGGCUCCGGGUCUCCCUGAAGAUUUGUACCAUUUAAUCAAGAAAGCUGUUGCAAUCAGGAAGCAUUUGGAAAGAAACAGGAAAGAUAGAGAUUCUAAAUUCCGUUUGAUUUUGGUUGAGUCACGUAUCCAUCGUUUAGCAAGGUACUACAAACGGAAAUCAAAGAUUGCACCCAACUGGAAGUACGAGUCCAGUACUGCAUCCGCUCUGGUUGCUUAAAUAAAACUGUUUUAUUUGUAUGGACAUUUCACAAAAAAUAUAACUUACAUUUUAAGUUGGACACAAA